AUGCGGCCAAACUUCGAUUCCUCCUCCUCCCAACAUAACCCGCCUUAUUUUCCAACCAUGUGUCCGCCACAACAGCCGCAAAAUAAUUUUGGCGAGGAUCUUAACGUCAGUGAUUAUGAUUUACUGCAAAGUAUUUGGUCUCCUCCACAAGCUACCGCUUCUAGUCAAGAAAAUCCUCCAACAUCAGAUGCAACACAACAAAAUCCUCCAACAACAGAGACCGAACAACCAUAUGGUUUUGGUCAUGAGGAAAAAUUCAUUAACAAUACCAUUGUUACACUCAUUCCGAAGCACCCUAAUUCUACUAAGGUUAGUGAGUACAUACCUAUCUCGUGUUGUACCACCAUUUACAAAAUUAUCUCCAAGAUUAUGACUAGUUGGCUGAGCAAGGUUCUCGGUAGUACUAUUGAUGUUAGCCAGACAGCUUUUGUUCCUGGGCUCAACAUUCACGACCAUAUCCUCUUGUCUUUUGAGCUUCUGAAAGACUACACAAGAAGAAUGGUUCUCCCAAAUGCAUAUUGCAAAUGGAUCUUAAGAAGGACUACAAUACGGUUGAGUGGCGUGGUCUUGAAAGAAUUCUUAGAGAGUUAA
This is a messenger RNA of Vicia faba (fava bean), 591 nucleotides long. The record is from the annotation of a GenBank genome assembly. NCBI's taxonomy places the organism in Eukaryota, Viridiplantae, Streptophyta, Magnoliopsida, Fabales, Fabaceae.